Molecule: messenger RNA, 279 nt
Organism: Acytostelium subglobosum LB1
Lineage: Eukaryota; Evosea; Eumycetozoa; Acytosteliales; Acytosteliaceae
Exons: 2
Coding region: 1-279 (92 amino acids)
Cellular component (GO): cytosol
Molecular function (GO): cysteine-type endopeptidase inhibitor activity
Source: RefSeq, a predicted model, not a curated record
AUGGGAUUACCAGGAGGACUUCAAAAUGUAAAGCCAGCCGAUGCUGAGGUCAGCAUCGCUGUUCAGGCUAUCAAGAACGACCCAAAGCUUGCCAAGUUUGAGAACAUCGUUCCAAUCUCAUAUGCCACCCAAGUGGUGGCUGGAAUCAACUACUUUGUCAAGGCCAAAGUAGACAAUGGGUACAUCCACUUGAGGAUAUUCAAGAACCUCCAACAACAUUACUCUCUCACCUCAAUCAAGGAAGGUGUUGGUGCCGAAUGUCCACUCAAUUACUUCUAA